Molecule: messenger RNA, 1086 nt
Organism: Danaus chrysippus (African queen)
Lineage: Eukaryota; Metazoa; Arthropoda; Insecta; Lepidoptera; Nymphalidae
Source: the annotation of a GenBank genome assembly
AUGGAUCAUAUAGAAGUAACGAAUCACACGGCUCCGGAUCCGCCUCCAAAUGUUUGUAGUACAUCGAGCUCGGAGGUCCAACCGCCAUUGCCAUUAGACCCACCACCUCCUGACGAGAUAUUCAGCUUGAAAGUUAAAAAAGAAAUGGAUGACUCAAAAUUCGAAAACGGCUCCAGUGAGGAAACGAGUGAAACACAUAACAAUGAAGUAGUGAAUGGAGUUAAUGGACUUAAUGGUUCACAGCAAGAAAUAACAGAAAAAUCUAAAGUAACAAUAUGCAGGGACUUCAUAAGAGGGUCAUGUAAACGACCCGGAACUUGUCGAUAUGCACAUAAAUAUGAUCUGAGCCAAUUAGUGGGUGUGUAUACAUUUUGUCGCAAAUACCAAACCGCAGUUUGUACAUUCCCCAACUGCAAAUAUGUGCAUGCAUCCGUAUUUGAAGAGCAUCACUUCUAUAGAACAGGCGUUUUACCACCUCAUGCGUUGGCUCAUCAUAAAAAGAAUAAUGCUGUGCAACCAACGGUCCCACAACAGCAACCACAAGAUCUCCAGAAUAAUUUGACAUUGAACACAAAUAUGUCAAUUAAUCUUACAUUAAAUACUAAUAUGUCUAUGAAUCUGCCAUAUACAAAUCCUCCGCCUGUUCACAAAACGGGUAUUUUGCCACAUGGUUUGGCUCAUCAUAAGAAUAUUAACCAAAUACAUCCCCCACCCCCACCACCGCCUCCGCCGCCACCAGAGGUCCAGAAUAAUUUUACAGAUGAUAAAUCUAUGUCAUUGAAUCAUCCAAUGAUAUUCACGAACCCGCCUCCACCUUUACAAAACGAAUUGCAAUACCACAAAGACGAAACAGAAAAGAUGGCGCGUGCUAAAGACCAAAAAACUGAAAAUACGUGCCUGUUAGUAAAUAAGAAGAAAAAAAUCAAUACACUUAUAUUGGCCCUAUUCAAGUUGCGAUCCAAAGAUCAAUUACUUGGCGACAAGGAGACCAAUCACGGCGGCGAGAAAGAUAAGACAUUUUUAGAGCAGCUAAGCAGCGUCUUCACUGUUAACGGUAGAAUGGCGGCCCUAGGAGAGGAUGAAUAA